AUGGCUAUACUAAGAGCACAUGCUUUUGUACCCUUUAAUGGAGGCAACCCUUUGAAUUUGACCCAGCAUGAUCCUUUACCAAGAGCAGCUCUGAAAAGUUUGCCUAUUUUCACUGGUGAAGACCAUGUUACACCCAUUGAGCACAUAAGGGAUGUUACAUCUCUGUUUGUCGUUCACCAUAUAACUCAAGGGAAUAUAGCACUCAGGUUACUUGUAGCAUCAUUGAAAGGCAAAGCACUUCAAUGGUUUAGGGGUUUGCUAAUUAAUUUAGUUAAUGAUUGGGAUGAUUUGGAUGAUAAGCUUACAAAGCAGUUUGCAGAUAAAUCAGAUAACCUAUCAUUGGUUGAGCAGAUGACCACUAUCAAGAGGGAUCCAGAUACACAUGUUCAAGGCAUACUUGAUGUGAAUUUGGAUGAGUGGGCAGCCCAGAAUACUCCAAAAGAUCCUUUCAUCAGCAUGGAUGAAAUAGAUCUUGGUGUUUAUAUGAUUCAUGAGGAGGAUGUUGUUAUUCCUAAGCUUGAAAAAGAGGAUAUUCCACUGGGCCAGCAGUUAGAACAACAGAAAAACCAGGUUUGGCAGCUCUAUUUUGAUGGUUCAAGAGGUAAAGGUACUAUUCUUUUGGAUAAUGACACUCCAGUGCAAGAUAUCUACUAUCUAGAAGGUCCCACUCAGAAACUUCUUAGUGUGAGUCAAAUGUCUGAUAAUGGAUUUGAUGUAACCAUUAAUGCUCUUGGCUGUGAAAUAAAAAAAAAGUCAGCAUAUCAGUUCACAUUAUCAAUGAUAAUGAUUUAUAGUGACGGCUUUGACCUUAUUGGCAGAUUGCAUACAAUUUGCAUAUUGCUAUAUAAUAUUGUGAUAGUCACAAUUUUAGUUUUAGCCCCUUUGAGCAGUGCAAACUCGAAACUUUUUAGAGAAUACAUUGGCGCCGAGUUCGAUAAUGUCAAAUUUUCCGACUUACCAAUUGAUCCCGGCACGGAAUUCCAUUUCAUUCUGGCCUUCGCUAUCGACUACACCCCGUCGGGAAGCGCUCCUAGAAAUGGAAAGUUCAACAUUUUCUGGGAUAGCGACAAUCUGAGCCCGAGAGCCGUGCAGGCCAUCAAAGCUCAACACGAGAACGUCAAAGUUGCUCUCAGCUUAGGCGGAGACAGCGUGAGCAGUGGCAACGUCCAGUUCAGACCAUCUUCUGUGUCGUCGUGGGUGAGCAAUGCAGUUUCUUCCCUUACUGACAUAAUUCAGCAAUAUCAUCUCGACGGGAUCGACAUCGACUAUGAACAUUUCGAUUAUUCCGAUCCCAACACAUUUGCUGAGUGCAUUGGGCAGCUGAUCACACUAUUAAAGCAGAACAAUGUAAUCUCCUUCGCCUCCAUCGCUCCCUACGACGACGGCCCAAUACAGUCCCAUUACACUGCACUCUGGAAAAGCUAUGGCGAUUCAAUUGACUAUGUGAAUUUCCAAUUCUAUGCCUACGACUCGAGCACCAGCGUCUCACAGUUCAUGAACUAUUUCAAUGCUCAGGAGUCACGGUAUAGCGGUGGUAAAGUGCUGGCUAGUUUCAUGACGGAGGGAAGUGGGGGAUUGUCACCUGCGAAUGGCUUCUUUGACGCGUGUAGAAAUCUUAGAGACUCCGGCAAACUCCACGGCAUCUUUGUGUGGUGUGCAGACAGCUCGCAGUCCAAUGACUUCCAAUAUGAAAAGCAAUCCCAGUCUGUCCUCUUGGGCUCCUGA
This is a messenger RNA of Cryptomeria japonica (Japanese cedar), 1725 nucleotides long. RefSeq names its product chitinase 1-like. The coding region runs from base 1 to 1725 and encodes 574 amino acids. The record is from RefSeq and is a predicted model, not a curated record. Gene Ontology annotation, molecular function: hydrolase activity, hydrolyzing O-glycosyl compounds. Lineage: Eukaryota; Viridiplantae; Streptophyta; Pinopsida; Cupressales; Cupressaceae. Gene Ontology annotation, biological process: carbohydrate metabolic process. The transcript has 6 exons.